AUGUGGGAAAGCAUCAAAUCGUCGUUGGAAGCUGGGGGAAAAGCUAGGGAAACCCAGCAGGAAGUCCUCUCAAGCGCCCUCACCAAAAUUAUAGCAUAUGAACAGGAGAAAGAUAAGAAGCUGGAUCUCCUGCGCUCCAAGAUCGACUUAUUAGUCGCUAAUGCCGAAAGUACGAGCGCGCAGCUCAACACAAAUCAGCAGCUUUCUAGUCUUCAGCUCGACCAGGCGUUGAUGACGCUGACAUGGAAUCACGAAGAACCAGGCUCUCUUUUCAAGCAGCAUUACUUCUUCCGCAAACGAAGAGGUGCUACCAGCACCGGCUUAUCCACCAAUGAAUUUUGGCGGUCUAAUCAGCUCUCAGCUUGGUCAUCCUGCCAACAUUCCUCUAUUAUCGCUGUGAAGGGAACCUUCACUCUUAAGUCAGCAAUACAGGAUUUCGGUAUUGACGUCCUUCAAACUUUAACUCGGUCUGGUGUAACGACGUUGUGGGCUUUGACUAGCAUCGAUCGGCCCAGAUCCAAGUCUACCAUGGCAACAACAGCCUUACUACAAUAUCUCGUGCAUCAAAUACUUCAGAUAAAAACUGCCGUGCAAACCGAGAAAAGCCUAUCAUUACACUACAUGCAGUAUCACUCGGCGAAGACAUCUGACGAGUGGUUCGAGUUUCUGGUUCACCUUCUUUCAGGCCUCAAGGGGCAUAUUUACCUCAUUCUGGAUCUGGCGGCCGCGCAGUGUUCAUCUUCAUCUCUUGAUGGCGAGGACUUCUCGUUAAUCCAGGAGCUCUGCCAACUAGUCCAAUCCUAUGGAAGUGGACCUGAUACCGUAAAGAUCAAGAUUCUAUUGCUUGCCUAUGAGGGGGAAUGGGAUAAGCCCAUUCGCCAGGAUAUACCUCAAUCAGUGGUCCAUGUCAGAAAGAAAGCAGUAAAACGAGUGUCGGGCAGAGCAAACAAGCGGAUACUUCCUAUGUUAAUAAAGGGCAAACAAGAAAGAUGGAUUUGA
Messenger RNA from Clonostachys byssicola, 999 nucleotides. The record is from the annotation of a GenBank genome assembly. Lineage: Eukaryota; Fungi; Ascomycota; Sordariomycetes; Hypocreales; Bionectriaceae.